Hemibagrus wyckioides is the source of this 2145-nucleotide messenger RNA. It is a transcript of the gene prpf19, whose product is annotated as pre-mRNA processing factor 19. Bases 174 to 1691 code for a protein of 505 amino acids. NCBI's taxonomy places the organism in Eukaryota, Metazoa, Chordata, Actinopteri, Siluriformes, Bagridae. Gene Ontology annotation, molecular function: protein binding; ubiquitin protein ligase activity. The transcript is spliced from 16 exons. The record is from RefSeq and is a predicted model, not a curated record. Gene Ontology annotation, cellular component: U2-type catalytic step 1 spliceosome; cytoplasm; Prp19 complex. Gene Ontology annotation, biological process: DNA repair; mRNA splicing, via spliceosome; protein ubiquitination.
UUGAGCGCUCGCUGCUCCCAACGUGUUCCGAUUGUGGGCAUGUAUGUGUGAGCUCGAGCUCUGGUAAAGAUUAGAGAUUUUCGCUUUAGCGUCUUUAUACAAAUUUACCUUUUCUUCUCCGGGGCUUUUACCUGCAUGAGUUAAAAGACCCGAGGCUCGUCGGCCCAGCGAACAUGUCUUUAGUUUGUGCAAUCUCAAACGAGGUACCGGAGCACCCGUGUGUCUCUCCGGUCUCCAACCAGGUAUUUGAACGCCGCCUCAUCGAGAAAUACAUCGCUGAGAAUGGAGCUGAUCCCAUUAACGGGCAGCCUCUGUCUGAGGAGCAGCUUGUCGACAUCAAGGUCUCUCACCCCAUUCGACCAAAGGCACCAUCCGCUACCAGCAUUCCUGCCAUUCUGAAAUCACUCCAAGAUGAGUGGGAUGCAGUGAUGCUGCACAGUUUCACACUGCGCCAGCAGUUGCAGACAACGCGCCAGGAGCUGUCACACGCACUCUACCAACAUGAUGCCGCCUGCAGGGUCAUCGCUCGUCUCACUAAAGAGGUCACUGCUGCCAGAGAGGCUUUGGCCACACUCAAACCUCAAGCCGGAUUGGUUGCUCCCCAGGUUGCUCCUGCCUCCCAACCUGCAGCAGUGGGUGUGGGUGGUGAGCCCAUGGAAGUCAAUGAACAGGUGGGAAUGACUCCAGAGAUCAUCCAGAAGCUGCAAGACAAGGCCACUGUGCUGACCACCGAAAGAAAGAAGAGGGGAAAGACCGUGCCAGAAGAGCUGGUCAGAGCCGAGGAUCUCAGCAAGUAUCGCCAAGUGGCCUCCCAUGUUGGUCUGCACAGUGCCAGCAUCCCUGGAAUCCUUGCUCUGGAUUUGUGUCCCACAGACACCAACAAAGUGCUCACAGGUGGCGCGGAUAAGAACGUGGUGGUGUUCGAUCGCCGAGAGGAGCAGAUCGUGGCCACUCUCAAAGGCCACACCAAAAAAGUCACCUCUGUCAUCUACCACCCAUCUCAGUCAAUGGUGUUUUCGGCGUCCCCGGACAGCACCAUCCGUGUGUGGUCUCUUGCAGCUGGAAACUGUGUGCAGGUGGUUAGAGCUCAUGAGGCAGGAGUUACCGGUCUCUCCCUGCAUGCUACUGGAGAUUACCUGCUGAGCUCCUCUGAGGAUCAGUACUGGGCCUUCUCUGAUAUCCAAACUGGACGUGUUCUCACCAAAGUCACUGAUGAGACAGCAGGAUGUGCGCUGACCUGUGCUCAGUUCCACCCUGACGGCCUGAUUUUCGGCACUGGUACAGCAGACUCACAGAUUAAGAUUUGGGAUCUGAAGGAGCGCACUAACGUGGCCAACUUCCCCGGUCACUCUGGCCCUGUCACCGCCAUUGCGUUCUCUGAGAACGGAUACUACCUUGCUACUGGUGCUCAGGAUAGCUCUCUGAAGCUGUGGGAUCUGAGGAAGCUGAAGAACUUUAAGACAAUUACUUUGGAUAAUAACUAUGAGGUGAAGUCUCUGGUGUUUGACCAGAGCGGAACGUAUCUGGCUGUUGGAGGGUCUGAUAUUCGAGUGUACAUUUGCAAACAGUGGACUGAGGUUCUCAACUUCACUGAUCACUCAGGUUUGGUGACUGGUGUGGCGUUUGGUGAGCAUGCUCAGUUCCUGUCCUCUACUGGCAUGGACAGAAGCCUCAAAUUCUACAGCCUGUAGGACAUCAGGAGAAACUGAUGAAAUGAAAUGAGAGAUAGGAGUUAUGUUUUAGUCCAUGAUCCCAUUCUAGUGUAUAAGGAAGAAGCUAAGAGCAAUAGAACCCAUCCACAUAAUGCAAAAAAAGGACCAUCAUGGCCUCUGUCUCACAGAUGAAAAUGGACGUCAAAAUGAUUUCCAUAUACGAAUACACUGUAGAAUUCUCUGCCGUCUCUAAUCAAUCAUAUGGUUUUCUCAUGAGAACCGCUUAAAGAUUUUUAGUAGCUAUGAAUAAUAACUUUUGCUUUUUUUUGGUUUUGUCAAUCUUUUAUUUUCCUGCUCUGUAUUUCUAGGGCUCCCUUUUCCUGACUUAGUGGUGUUGCUGUUAGUCUCUUGUGCCUAAUCUUUUGUACCCUGCCAUGAGCUGAAAACAGAGAAGAAUGCAAAUUAGAUUUCAAUAAAGACUUGAUGUUUUUAA